UGAAGGUUUCCAUCCAUUUAAACCUACAUUACGUUUUCUAAAACUAUAUCAUUGUUUGGAUAGUCUUGAAUAUUAGUGAUUCCGUCAAGGCAGUAUGAAAAGGUAGACAACCAGGAGGCUGGAAGAACACAGGAAGCUAGGCAACAUCAGAGAUGCGUGACACUCUGUGGACUCUCAAGCUCCAGAAAUUUGAAAUGGGUUGCGAGGGCAAGGAAGGUGGAGUGCAGCUCAUGUCACGUCGCUGCUAAUCCGGAAAUACUCCCAGCAUUUUCUGAAAAAAGCAUUUUGCAAGAUAUAAAAUAGGAAAACUCUUAUUUCGUCAGUCUAAACUUUUUUUUGUUCAUUCAUAGGAUGUGGGCGUUGCUGGCUUGGCCAGCAUUCAUUGCCCACACCUGACUGCCCAGAGGGCAAUUGAGAGUUUACUACAUUGCUGUGGGCCUAUAGUCACGUCGGCCAGACCAGGUAUGCAGCAGCAUCUCUUAUGAUGGCUUCUUUGCUGCAUCGUGAAAGUCAAGCCGCUGGCAGUUUUAGCAGCAGUAGCAAGAAAACAAGAAAGAAGUUUGGGGCAACUACUCCACCAUUUAUUGACUAUCUGAAAGAGAUUCUGCGUAGAUAUCCUGAUGGUGGCCAAAUUCUGAAGGAACUUAUUCAAAAUGCAGAUGAUGCUGAGGCUAAGGAGGUGGUGUUUAUAUUUGAUGAACGAACAUAUGGGUCAACAUCUGUGUUUAUGAAGGAUCUUAAAAAGUUUCAAGGCCCAGCUCUCAUAGUUUAUAACAAUUCUGUAUUCUCAGAAGAGGAUUGGCAUAGUAUUCAAACUACAGGAAUCAGUAAAAAGCGUAAUGAUCCCAGCAAAGUUGGCCAAUUCGGCCUUGGAUUCAAUACUGUUUAUCACAUUACAGAUUUGCCAAGUAUAUUCAGUGGAAAAUACAUUGGUAUAUUUGACCCACAAGAAAAGCUGUUUGGAGAACAAGAAGCUGGAUAUAUAUGGUCUCUUGAUGACCUAGAGGACAGGAAAGCUCUUGAAAACUCCAGAGAUCAGUUCAGACCAUUCAGAUAUGCCAUGGAAGCGACUGGGACCAUAACAUGGGCGAACGCAUUAAAAGAACAUUAUUUCAAUGGAACUUUAUUUAGAUUUCCUUUGAGAACCGAACCUUCAGAAAUAUUAGACAACUUGUAUGACAAAGCAAAGAUCUUUGAUCUAUUUGACUCCUUCCAAGCAGAUGAAGAUAUGAGUCUCCUGUUUCUCAGAAAUGUUACUUCUGUCUGUAUUAAGCACAUUGACACCAGUGGAAAUGUAAAAGUCCGUUUAGAAAUAGCUGCUUUGCAGCCUGAGUACAUUCCAAGUUUUAAUAAUAACCUCAAUGUUGAAAGGCAGGAAGUAAUCUCCAGUGUUAAAUCUUCUACCUGCAUCAAAGCUAUUUCACAUCGCAUUGCAACAGAAGAACAUCACAGUCACUGGUUAAUAACAAAUUGUACAGGCAACACAGGUGUAUGGGCUAACUUAGAUGAUUUGGCUGAGAAGUUAAGUUAUACUCCAUAUGUUGGAUUGGCUUUUCCAUUAACUAAAGGUGAAACCAUAAAGACUGAAACAAGAGCAAACUUCGAAGGGCGUCUUAGUUUCUUUCUACCACUCCCAAAUAAUGAGGCCAACAAGACUGGACUACCUGUCCAUAUAAAUGCCUUCUUCGGACUUUCAGACAACCGAAGACAUAUCAAGUGGAUUGAAUCAGACCAGAGAUAUGAUGAAGCAGCCAAGUGGAAUGAGCUAUUGAUAGAGAAAAUCCUUCCAUGUGCAUACUGCCAAUUUAUCCUCGAUGCUAUUACUCUGGCUCAAACCUCAGUGCUAAAACCCUCAUCAGUAUAUCGUUUAUGGCCAGACUUUGACAAAAUGAAUCAUAAAGAACGUUGGGUUAAGAUAACUAAGGAAACUAUCAAGCGUUUGUUGGAACUUAAUGUUCUUUGUUUGGCUGCCUGUGAAGAAAAGUGGAUAAGAGCUGACAAAGCUAUGUUCUUGGAGUGCGAUGAUCGACGUGACGUAAGACAGGCGAUAGAGAAUGUUUUGAUAAAAGAGGCUCAACCUUUGGUUAGAGUCCCAAGUCAUGUGUUUAAAGCCAUAUUAUUCACUUUGGAAGAUAAAAGUUACUUAAACAUGGUCACGCCAGCAUCUUUAAGAAACAUACUUCAGCAUUGUGAUAUGUACGGUAUUCCAUAUGAACAAAAAUUAAUGCUUCUGGAGUAUGUUCUAAGUGAUGAGCAAUACAGUUCCCUUAACAACCUUCAACUCCUACCAGUCAGCAAUGGAUCUUUUGUGAAGUUCCAAAUUAGUUCAUCUGAUGAGCCUGUAUUUACUGACUCAAUCAAAUUUCCACGAAUUUUACUUCCGGGUCUUAAGAGAAGUUUUCUGCCUGAAGAUCUCGGUGAUGCAUUGCAGCAACACCUAAAGAAGAUUGCAUAUAAUCAAAUAUUUUCAAACCUCAUUUGCUUGGAUGCGGAUACUGUUACACGGCACAUUAGGAAAGCUCUACCAGAUAAUUGGCUUAAAAAGGUUGGUCAUGUGACAUGGGUCAUCACAGAUACUCAACACCCUCCAAUACAAUGGCUUGCACAAUUCUGGGAUUUUCUGAAUAAGAAUUGUAAAACUCUAGAUAAAUUUGAAGGGUUGCCACUUAUACCACUCAGUUCUCUUAGGGAUUGCAUGGACAGUGUCCAGCUAGCACAUUUGUCCAAGAAUAUAACUAUUAUAUUUCACAUGCAAAAUGGUUACAAGUUACCAGAUACAAUUGCCAGUAUAAUUACAAGAGCUGGAGGUAGUGUAGUUCAAAGCUGUGAUGAAUUUCUAAAGCAUCAGCAGUUAGCAAAAUAUGUAUUUUUACCAAGCCCAAAUAAUGUUUUGAAACUGUUUUUGAAUCUGGGUUGUGAGCAAGUAGUAAAGGAGAUUGGUUCUAUGUCAUUUGAAGACAGAAGAGCAUUGAGAAGUUUUCUUGCUGAAGCAUCUGUAUUUGAUACUGACGAGGUAAAUAUAUUAUUCAAGUUGCCAAUCUUCCGACAAAUGACAUCUCUCAGAUCAACAAAUAAAGAGCUUGUUACAGCAGGAACAUAUGGAGCUUUGAGUAAUGAUGUUUACCCGGAGAUUCCAGAUGAUAUGCCUUUACCUGAAAUUGUACUUAAGUGUGUUGAUGAGAAGGACAGGAGGCUCAUGUUGAUGAGGGGAAAAUUACUGACCACAGCAGAUGUUGCAUUGCUCAUGUUGAAGGGAGUGGAAACCCAAAAGUAUGAACUUCAACAAAUUGAAAAGGUGAUGCUCUGGUUUCUAAAAAAUAGUGGAAUACUUUUUAAACAAAAACCAGAGUUAUUCAACAAGUGCAAAACACUUCGGUUUUUGACAUCAAAAGACAGACUUGUACAGGCUUCUGCCUUAUUUGAUCCAAACAACAUCACCUUUCAACAUCUCUUUCAGCCAGAGUAUCAGCAUGUCUUUCCUCCUCCAGUUUAUUCUAGGGAUGAGAAAGUUCUGCUGACAUUGCAAAAGCUUGGGCUAAAAUCAAAAGAAGACAGUAUUUCACCUGAAGACCUUGUAAAGGUGGCACAAUUAAUAGACAGACGACACAGCCAGGCUAAUGAUAUCAGCAAUGUGUGUAAAAAAGCUGAAGCUUUAAUUAAAGUAUGCAACACAACGUCUGUUUUGGCCAUCUGUUCUUAUCAAACUGUAGAGCAAUUAUUGUCUUUACAUUGGGUGCCCUGUAACAGUCUCCCAAAAGCAUUGACAGAAUGCACAAAUUUAAAUAUUGAUUUUAAUAAACCUGAAAAUGUAAGAGAUUCAAAGUAUGCCAGCAUUAUUGGAUUAGUAAUGCCACUUACUGACAAAUUUACUGAGAAAUCAAGCAAACUUUUGGGACUACUCAAUCAACCACCACCUAAGAAGGUGGUUGAAAAUCUUCUCUUCAUUGUUGAUCAGGUACACACCAAUAGUAACUCACCAUGCAACUUCCUGACAGAUUUGCAAAGUAUCUACGAGUAUAUGCAGAAACACCUAAGUCAGUUUAAAACUCUUUUACUUGCCAUAGAACAGCCAUGGAUCUGGAAUGGGUGUGGGUUUUCAUACCCGCAGCAUAUUGUUUUUUCCUAUCAUGAAGAUUUAGAUCUCAGCUGUUAUGUAAAGAGAGUCCCACGGGAAAUAUCCCAGUACAAAGAGUUACUGACUGAAUGUGCAGUGAAAACAUGUUUCAACGAUGGUGAAAUUAUUCAAAUACUUUAUCACAUAAAAGAUAAUUUAGAUAAACUAAACUCUGGUUGUGGUAGCCCAAAUGAAUUAAAGACCAUCAUUUCCAUACUUGAUUGGAUGCGCAGAAAUAAUCUUCCAUUUAACAAUGACCUUCCAGUCCCUGUAUGGAAAGACGGCCAGGGUAGAUUCUGCUUAAAACCAUGUUCCAAAGUUGUUUUUUGUGAUCUAGAUAAAGCUACCCUGGAGGAUAUUAUCAAAAAUGAAAACAUUUAUAUUGUUCAUAAAGAAGUAUGUCUUGCAAUAGUUGAAUGGCUGAAUGUGCCUCCUUUAAGUAACAAAGUUUUGCAACCUGAAUUAACUGGAAUUGAGCAAUAUGGACAAGUGGAACCCAUUGUACUGAGAAUAAAAAACAUUCUGAAAGAAUAUGAUCAAGAACAUGAUCUCUUCAAAGAGUUGCUUCAAAAUGCUGAAGAUGCUGGUUCAACAGUUUGUAGUUUCCUGGUAGACAUGAGACAAAACAAAGAUGUGCCUGAAAGUCUUAUUGAUCCUGGCAUGGCCCCAUGCCAUGGACCAGCACUUUGGUCAUACAACAAUGAGUGUUUUACUGAUGAUGAUUUUCACAAUAUAACAAGAAUUGGGACAGGUUCCAAGGAAACCCAAAUCGAUAAGAUAGGUAAAUUUGGACUUGGAUUUAAUUCUGUUUAUCAUAUAACUGAUGUCCCUUCAAUCCUCAGUGGAAAAUACUUACUUAUUUUUGAUCCAAAUGUCACUCAUCUUAAGAAACAUAUCCAUUGUGUAACCAACCCAGGAAUAAAACUAAACCUUUAUGAUCAUAAGGACUUAAUUCAAAAAUUUCCUGGACAGUUUAAUCCCUACAAUGGAAUAUUUGGAUGUAAUUUUAAAACUGACUCUGGAGAACAUUUCUAUUAUGAAGGAACUCUCAUUAAGUUACCCUUCAGAACACCAGAGGAGGCUGCAGUAUCAGGGCUUUCCAAUAAGUAUUAUAAUCAGAAACACAUCAUGUCCUUGGUGGAAAGCUUCAAGCAAAUGUCAAAAGAUCUUGUCAUAUUCCUAAAGAAUGUGAGAAAAGUUUCACUGAAAUUUAUCAGUGAACAUUCAGCUCAUGAAAACCAGAUAAUCUCUGUAUUCAAAAUGGAAAGACAAAUACUAAACUUAAUUGAGAUGGCAGAUAACUUUCCAAUUAAAAAAAUGCAACAAAAUGCUGUGAAUGUACUGGAAAGUACAAAUAAAUUUUCUAAAAAAAUUAGAAGUUUUAGCACCUCAACUAUAAUACAGUUUACAGAAGAAACUAUAGAUAAUCCCAAUCACAUAAAAUACUGGUUGGUUCAUUCAUGUUUUGGGAUGGCAAAAGCCUUACAGAUUGCUUGCAGUAAAACAACAAAUACAUAUUUUGCCCCUCCUCUUGGAAGCGUAGCUAUACCUCUUAAAAAGAAGAAAGAAACUGGACAUUGGAUGCCAAACACUGAAGUUGAAGUGGGACAGGUAUUCUGUUUUCUGCCUCUUUCACUUCAAUGUGGUCUUCCAGUUCAUAUUAAUGGAUCCUUUGCAGUUACCUCAAACAGGAAGAAUCUUUGGAGCUCUGGGCCAAAAGGAGAUUGGAAUCAAGCCCUUUUGGAAGAUGCAGUUUCCACAGCUUAUGUUACAUCUAUUUCACUCAUGCAGCAAAUGUCACAGAAAGGAGAAUUUGAAAAUUAUGAUUACUACACAUUUUGGCCUAAUGUAAAAAAUGUUGAUAAUCAGUUUAGAGUAAUUGUGGAAAAUUUCUACAAAGCAAUUGCACAUGGAAUCAAUGGUGUUACAGUCAAAGCAUUCAGCAAUGGAAAAGACUGGUGCCCAAUCAACCAAGCUUGUUUUUUAGAUUCAUCAAUUCUUAAAAACAAAAGAGUUGGAGAGUCUGCUGUUACUGAGUUUUCCAAAUUUCUUUCAAAACCUUAUAUUUCAGUUCACUUACCAGAGUGGGUUAAACAAAGUUUUAUUGCCAGUGGAUGUGGCCAUUCUAUUGAACAGAACACAUAUGAUUGGGAAUUGUUUUAUAAGGAAAUUGUAUUUCAGAACUUAGACACUAUAAAUCCCAAAACUAGGAAUGAUUUUAUUAUUUAUGCAAUUGAUAUAAGGAAUUCUUCUAUUGAUGAAAUGUUAAGCAUAAAACCAUGCAUGCCAGUUAGUGGGAAGAAAGAUCUCCAGUAUAUCAAAAAUCUUGUACACCCAGAAGGCAAGAUAGCUUGUCUUUAUGAUGCAGAGGAAGGGCGAUUCCUUAGAGGAACUUCUGAAACUUUUCUCCAUCCUGAGAGAUUAUUAAGGUUAGAAAUGUUAGGGAUGGUAAAAGACAAAAUUGCUUUCCCUGAAUUACUUGAAAGAGCAGUGACCAUUAAACAAGUAUGGGACCUUGACAGGAACAAGGCAUACCAAAGAGUGCGUCAUAUCCUGGAUCUGCUCAAAGACCUAAAUCAGCUUGGUGAUGAUGAGCAACAAAACUUACAGAAUGUGCCAUUUCUUCCUGCUUUUCUUCCAUAUAGUCAGGAACAAAAUGUUUCUUUAGAUACUGUUGUUUUAACAAAAGCAAAAGACUUGUACAGUUGCAAGUUCCAAUUACUAGUGAACAUGACAGAAAUGGUGUUAGACAAAGAACUGCUGAAAGGAACCAAGUUGUCCACUGAAGCUGUUUCCAUUCUAGGUUUGAAUAGACAACCACCCGUUAGGACAGUGUUGGAACAACUUAAGCAUGUGUAUACAUACAAUAAUAUAGCAACCAGUGAUCUAAAAAGGAUAACUAAAGAAUGUUACAUCUACUUAACUAAACAAUUAAAGGGAGAUCCAGAGUCAAAAAAGGAAAUCUAUGGUGCUGCUCAAGAAUUCCCCUUUAUUUUAGUUCAUGGACAGUUUGUGUCUGUCAAUUUGGUUGCUCGGAAGGUUUCAUUUGAUGCAGUUCCAUAUCUUUAUGAACUUCCCAAAGAAUAUGUGGAAUGUGAGGAAUUGUGGAAGUGCCUGGAGAUUAAGGAAUAUUUUAGACUGCAAGAUUAUGUCUCAGUUCUGAAAAGCAUGUCAGAUAAAUACCAUGGAUCAAGGCUGUCUGAUAGCGAUCUUGCUAUCUGUCUUAGAAUUGUAACAACUGGAUUCAUUGAAGCAUCCGACCAGGAAGACAUUUUGCAAAAUGUUCUGCUGCCCAAUCAGCACUGUAUUCUUCAGUCUGCUCAAACGCUGCAAUACAAUGACACACCAUGGCUUGUUGUAGGAGAUGAUGUAAAUCUCUGCCAUAAUCAGAUAGCUAGAGAAACAGCUGUCCGUUUUCAUGUUCAGACAAUGAAACACCGAGCGCUGGAAGUUUUACAGGUCAAAGAUAUGUCUGUAUGGGCACAGGAAUUUGGCCAACAGGAAAAACUAACAGUACGCUUAAAAAAUAUCAUCAAAGCCUAUCCAUCCAAGAAAGAUAUUCUAAAGGAGCUGAUUCAAAAUGCUGACGAUGCUGAAGCCUCAGAAAUCCAUUUUAUUUGGGAUCCCAGAAAACAUGGCACUACAAAAACCUUUGGCGAAGAAUGGAAUGCACUUCAAGGACCUGCACUAUGUGUUUAUAAUAACAAGAAGUUUUCAGACAAAGAUAUUGAAGGUAUACAACAACUUGGAGAAGGUGGCAAGCGCAACAGUCCAGAGAAAACUGGAAAAUACGGCCUUGGUUUUAAUUCAGUGUACCAUCUGACAGACUGUCCUUCUUUUAUGUCAGGUGACAGUAUGUUGUGUAUCUUUGACCCUAAUUUGGCUGUGCUUUCCACAGCAAAGUCACAUUCUCCAGGUGGUAUGUUUGCAGUCAACCAGAAGUUUAAAAGUACAUUUGAGGAUGUUUAUAAUACGUUUCUUCCAUCUUUCUUCAAUCUUGAGGAAGGUACCAUGUUCCGAUUGCCAUUGAGAACAGUAGAAAUGGCAGAAAAAUCAGAUAUUUCAAAGCAAGCAGCCACAAAGGAUAUGAUUUUAGAAUUGCUAGAGGUAUUGAAAGACGAUUCCGACAGUCUCCUUUUGUUUUUGAAUCAUAUCAAGAAAAUUAGUUUUCAUAAAAUAGACAAAAAGUCAAGCGAAUUGCAUGGAAUGUAUACUGCAGAAGUAGAUAUGUCUGAGGAAAGCACCAGGGAGCAGGAACAUUUACGAAAUUAUAUCCAAAAAUGUUUGAGUUCCAUGACUGGAGAAUCCAAAAUAGAAUCCCAUCAAGUAAUAUAUGAAAUGGAGAUACGAUCUUCUAACAAACAUCCAACCAAAUGGAUAUUAGCAAAUAAAGUGGGGGUUUCUAAUACAGAAGUAGCUGAGUCAGUGCAGAACUUUUGCUCAAGCUUGGGUCAGAUACUUUUGCCUCGGGGUUCUGUUGCAGCUUGUACUAACUGCAACAGUUUUCAAGGUAAAGCCUUUUGCUUCCUGCCUCUGCCCAUUGAGACUGGUCUCCCAGUUCACAUCAAUGGAAACUUUGCUGUUGACUUUGCCAGGCGAGAUCUUUGGAAACAGGAUGGGCAAAGUGGAAAGAUGAAAUGGAACAACUUUUUAAAAUUACACCUGAUUGCUCCUUUAUAUGCUGAUUUACUUGAUUACAUGCAGAAAAAAAUUGCAGACAGCAAUGUGGAUCCUCUAAAAUUUAACAGUUUAGAAUUAUGCAAAAACUAUAUUGAACCUGAUUACCUAUGGUUCUUCCCUCAUGUUUCUGAAGAUGUUCCUCAGGAAUGGCAAUUAAUGAUAAAUCAGAUUUACAGGUGCAUAUAUCAGAAGGGUCUUUGUCUGAUCCCCACAAUCAAACAUGAAAGUAAUCAAUUACAUGAUGAGAAGAAGAUCAUUAAUAUUACAUGGUCCAGUUUGACCAAAGAAAAACGAGCUGAAGUUCCUCACUUUGUAACUGCUCACAUAACUGGGAAACUGACUGAAAUUUUAGAAGACAUUGGUAUGAAUUUAGUGCUGCAAUCUGACUUUAUGACCAAAGUAUUAAAAAGUUUGGAAAGAGCUUGUAUGGAUGUAUUCAUUUUAAAUCCAAGCACAGUCAGAAAGUUUCUUCAGAUCCAUCCACUGAACAACCCAGAACUAACGAAGACUAACUAUCCCUUACUACUCAGCGAAUCCCUAAUUAAAGAUGGGACCAGAUGCAUGGCACUUUUGGACUACUGUCUCUCUGAUGUGAAGGAUGGAAAUUAUAGUUGUUUAAAUAGUUUACCACUGUUGGUCACACAAGAUAAUAUGCUGGGAAAAUUUAAACGCAUCUCUCCCAAAUAUAUUUCUAAAUUUCAUGAUUUAUUUCCGGAAUCCCAGAAGUACUUUGCAAGCUAUGAUGUCAACAAGAAAUAUAAAGACUUCUUAGUUAUAGCUGGCUUUUUAGAAGACUUCACAAUUUCAAGGGCUGAGCAAUUCAUCCGAAGCAAGCUUGGUUAUAAGUUUCAGAUUAACUCCACUGACCCACAACUAUGGCUGAACUGGACUGAAAAUGAGCAGUUCAUAGAAUGGCUGAAAAAAUUGUGGAAAUAUUUUGAGAGCCAAAUAAAGAGUGAUGAUGAUAAGGAGAGCACAGUUGAUAAGCUUAAGUUAUUAUUUUCAGACCUUGCAAUCUUACCAGUGUUAUGCCCAAGUUAUACUGACCAGCCCCUCCUUGCACCACUCGGAUCAUUACAUAGUGUUAUCUGCGAAAUGACCCAAACUAGUAUAGCACGAAUUUUGCUGAAGCUUGGACUUGCUAAAAUUGCUGCAGAUUACUUUUCAUUGAAAGUAAUGUUUAAUUUUAUUAGACCAAAUUCCAUGAAAACUGAUGAUAAAAAUGCCAUUUUACAACAUCUGCGUCUGACAAAAUUAAACUGGAAUAAUUUAAAUGAGUGGGAAAUAGAAUCCAUUUUAAGGUUUCUUCAUUCUGGAAUUGAAGCAAGUGAUGAUAAACGUAAGUACCAGGAACAGCUAAAAACACUGCCGCUCUUUGAAACAAUGGAAGAGACUUUUGAAAGUAUUGAAAUGUACAAUGUGGUUUAUAUUCUAAAUACUCAGUUAAGUGACACAUUUCCACAUUUGUAUAAAUUGGACAGUUCUUGUAUGUUUUUGAAAAAAACAAGGAUAAACACUGAGGUAUCAGAAGAUUUAGGCAUUCAAAUUAUAGAUGAUCUGCAGUUCUUUAUGGAUUACAUUCUUCCUAACAUUGAACAAAUAUUUAGUGAUCAAAAAUUGGAUGUCAUACACCUGUUGUACAAUAUAAUUUGCUGUUAUCCCCUAGCCUAUGAAGUGAAAAAAGAACAAGUUGUGUCUGGUCUGAAAAAUGUAAAACUAAUCAAAGCUAAAAAUGGGAUAUUUCAAAAAGUUUCAUAUUUCUAUGAAAAUAGUGGACGGUUAUUUAAAAUUAUGAUUCCUGCAGAAAAUUUUAUUCCUGAGGACUUUUUUAAAGCUUUGGGAUGCCACCUUGACGAUUCCAAUUUGAACAAAUUGCUCAAGGAUCUGGGAUUAAAGUGCAUUGUGUCUUCAGAUGACUUUAUUGCUUUUGCAACACAAGUUUCAGAAGAAGUCAAACUGCAUGCUCCUUUGAAAGAACUAAUUGAGAAAAGUGAAGCUUUAGUCACGUACUUAUGCAGCAUUAAUGAGGAAAAUCUCCAGAAGAAUUUUUAUGAAAAAGUAGCAAGUAUCAAAUUUGUUUAUCCACACAAAGUUCGGGAGAGUUUGCGGGGCUUGCAUUCUCCUUAUGCAGAAGGGAGAAACUUUGUUGCUUUAAGAGAUUCAUUGGUGAAACAUCGGGAUGAAGAUGAAGAGCUAGUUUGGACCUCAAUGCCAAUCCUGCCAACUAAAUGUAGCCAGUCAAGAAAUAAUAUAAAUAGAUUAAAAGCUGCUGGAGCUAUUUGUAGUCCUCCAGAAAAUGUAGUUAUCGCAAACCUUAGGAAAAUAUGCUUAGCUCCCUGCACAAAUCAGAGCAUUAUAAAAACCAGAUCAAAAGUGCUUCAAACUGCUUAUGGCUUUCUUCAAAAUCGUGUAUUUGACGUCCAAGCCCUGACAGACCUUCCCAUUGUUCUUGUAGAAGAGGAUUCUAAACUGGUAAAAAUCAAUGAGGUGGUGUUCUCUUUGCAAAAUUAUCUUGAGUUUUGUCCUUAUUUAUAUCGGCUUCCCCCACUUCUAGCUCCAUACCGUGAGUUUUUCCAGAAGUUGGAUGUUGCUUUGGAGCCAUCAGCUUCCCACCUCACCCAAGUGCUUCGGUCUCUUUAUGGAGAUUCCAGCAAAGUUAAUAGCUUAAAUCAAAACCAAAUGACAACAGUGAAACGAACCUUAUAUUUCUUAUUUUCACUUCUGGAGUCGAAAACAGAGGAACGCGCACCUGAGAAACUAAAGCCAUUAUAUCUUCCAGCAAGUGAUGGUUUUCUGUAUGCAUCAGAAACAUUAUGUUUUAAUGACAGAAUUACCACUGGUUCUAGAAGAGAUGCCAGUGCUCUAAAAGAAAAGUUUAAUUUUCUUCUAGAUCUGGCUGAAUGCUAUCUAAAUCCUGAUCCUUAUAAGCAAAUAAAUCUUAUACAAUUUCUACCUGAAGAGAUUCGCCCCAAGAUGCUUUCACAGUUAACAGAGGAAGUACUCAAUGAAUCAGUCCUACGCAUAUGUCCAUAUGGAGAUAAUUGUGCAUUCAGAAAUGAUUUUCACAAGAUCCUUGUGUCCUCUAGUUUUAGAAUUGGGUUAGUGAGUUUGUUAAAGGGUCAGUGUAGUGGAGAGCUGUCUGUGAAUGAUGUUGAGCGUGACUGUGAAAAUGUCUUUUCCAAAAUACAAAUUAUUUGUUGUGAGAAGCUGGAAACUAUCCUUUGUUUAGGAUCAAGACAACUGAGUAAUACCAGCAUUGACAAACAAGUGUACACUAAGAUGAACAACAUGGGAAGUGGUGUGGUUUAUCUGGAGCAUAGGGAGAAUGUGCCAUUCAGUAUGAAAACUGUGAUAAUACAUUCUCUGGCCACAGAGAUUAAUUUACUCUUGAAGAAUGCUUUAAACAAAGAUUCACUGUUAAUCUUGGUGUUGAUGCUCAGCUGUGAAAAUCCAGAAGACAUCCCAAAAGUACUGGAAGGUAAAGGCAUCCACACUGGUAAGUUAAAAUUUGAGGUUUCCCUGGACCUGCCAAAUCCUGGAGAACCAAUUCCUGAAGAACUAAUUCAUACAUUAGAAAUGGAUAUUAUGUAUAAUUUCAGAGUUGGCGAGUAUGUAGGUUAUAAAGGCCCCACUUCCAACGAAUAUCUGUAUGCCAUUUUUAUUGAACGAUUAAGCACAGAUACGUUUUUCAAAGAUAUUAGAAUGCAAAAGUACAAAAUAAAAAUAGGACAUGACUCAUUUAUUGUAGUCAACCAUCUUGAUGUCUAUAAAUUCAUUCAACAAAAAGCGCCUGAGGAGGUCAGCCAGAAUCUUGUUGUAUUAGAUUUGCCAAAGGACCAACAACAAACAUUUGGUCAGAAAUAUGAAUCUUUUGACAACAUUAAGAAAGAAAUUCAAGAAUACCUGAAAGAAAUAAGGAAUCUUCCAAGGGAUGAGAGACAAAAGGCAAUUCGUCGUCUUUACCUUAAAUGGCAUCCAGACAAAAAUCCAAAUAAUAUUGAAGUGACAACCAAGCUGUGUCACUUUAUUCAAGAGAAGGUAAAGCAGCUAGAUAUCAUCAAUGCUGAGAAUGGAAGCAGCUCGUCAACUUUCAAAAGCUCCUUUUCUCAUAAAGAGGAAGAUUUUUCUUCUUUCUUUAACCAAUGGAAUACUGAAGCAUCAAGGCAUAAGCAGAGCCACUCACAGCAGAAGAAGAAUCAAUCAGCAAGUGAAUUUUGGUCAUUCCCAAAGAGAAGUCAGUCCAACCCAGAAGAAGCUCAGAGAUGGUUUAGACAAGCAAAAUGUGACUUUAAAGCAGCACCCAAUGACCUGGGCAGCACUGGUCGCGACUGCACUGCCACCGAAUGGCUUUAUUUUAAAAUCCAUCAAGCAGUGGAAAAGGCUUUAAUAGCUGCAGAAUACAUAUAUAGUGGAAAAUGUGUUAAUGACCACAGCAUUACUUUCCUUGCUAGCCAGGUAUCUAGAUAUAGUACAAAACUCUCAGACCUGGAGAAGGUAGUGAUUAAACUUAGAGAGCUUGGGGUAGAUAGCAAGAAGACCCAGUAUCCCAACUAUCAUUCACAACCCAAUGUUCCAAAUGACCAAUUCAAGGCAGGGCAUGAGCAGGAGGUUCUGAAUUUAGCACAAACAGUACUGGACUAUAUUGAAGACUAUAUCAUGAGUAACUCAUAAAAAGCAAUCUUCAAUGAUCAAUGCUGUUUUAAUGUAAUUAAAAAUCAAUGUCUGACUUUAGACUAGAACUAUUGCUUAUGCACAAAAAUUGCAAUAUAUGUGGUUAAGUACAUUAAAUUUGUCACCUUUAAGUACUGAUAUUCCAUAAAUUCUUGUUUGACCUUGUACACACAAGUGUUUGACACUGAGGUACCUGCCAAUUGAACAAUUUACUGAUUAGAAUGCUGACAAAUGGUUACUGUUUUCACUGUAAUUUACUUAAAUCAGUUUCUCCAUGUAUAUAUCUGUUAAAUAAUUGCUUCUAUUCAGUGAAUAUAAACUUUAAAUCUAAAACCAUUUUCUAUCUGCAGUCAUUGCAUUCAGUUUUGUAAACAGCAAUUUACAAAUAAAAUAAGA
Chiloscyllium plagiosum (whitespotted bambooshark) is the source of this 13861-nucleotide messenger RNA. The record is from RefSeq and is a predicted model, not a curated record. Lineage: Eukaryota; Metazoa; Chordata; Chondrichthyes; Orectolobiformes; Hemiscylliidae.